This is a messenger RNA of Solea senegalensis (Senegalese sole), 2657 nucleotides long. RefSeq lists its product as uncharacterized. Lineage: Eukaryota; Metazoa; Chordata; Actinopteri; Pleuronectiformes; Soleidae. The transcript has 10 exons. The record is from RefSeq and is a predicted model, not a curated record. The coding region runs from base 137 to 2320 and encodes 727 amino acids.
UCAUGGUAACUUCCGCUAGCCUCUCGCCGGGUUGAUGCUACAAUGAGCAGCGUCCCCCUGGAAACGUCGGUCUAAAAUGAGCGAUAACCGGAUAAUCGGACACUAACGGACCCGCCGGCUUUAAACAGCAUCCAUCAUGCUCUCUCGGCCUCCUGCACUGAAUGAGAGUGACAACAGGGGGCGGGGCCCAGUAUCCGUGACUCCACGUCCUGUCCUCCCAUUGGCUGAUCAAACAGGAGUUUUCUCCUCUACUACCUGGAACUCCUCUUUACCACUUCCUCCCCCCUUCUCCUCUUCUUCUCUUUCCUCCUCCUCGGCUGCUCCUCUUUUACUUCCUCGCUCCAGCCUUUCCUCUCCUUCAUCCUCUUUCAUUUGUCAUCCUCCUCCUGUCUCUGCUCAUCUAAUGUAUAUCUCUCCCUCUCCUCCAUCCUCAUCUGCCCCUGAAAUGGCUCCUUCUCUUUUUUCCUUUCAACCCUUGAACCACACUCCCCCUGCACAUCCUACAGUUUCUGCUUCUUUCAUUCCUUCUCAGACUUCUUCUUUCUCCUCUCCUUCUCUUACCUCCACCCUACCUGCCCAUUCCUCUCUUUCUCCCUCAUCUCCUUCCUCAUCUUCUCCUUCUUCUCUCUCUGUCCUUUCUUUGUCUUCUCCUCUUCCUCCUCUCCUUCAUUCUCACACUUCUUGUCUCGUUCCGUCUCCUCCUUCAGCUCUUUCAACUCCUCAUACUGCUGCUAUUGGUUCACAUCCAUCUCCCUCCUCUGUGCACACUUCUCCUCCUCCUGUCUCUCCUCUUCCUCCUUGCCCUGUAGCUCCUCCACCUGCUUGUUCGUGCUCCUCCCUCCUGCCUCGCCUUCUCUCAGCUCACCGGUUAGAGAUGCGGCGCCUCCUGCGAGGAGCCUUGGCAUCGCUUGGUCGUCGUCUGGAUACUUUGGAGAGGAGGAGCAGGACCAAAAAGAGAAAGAAAGGAGGAGCAGCGUCUUCUCCGGCUGCUUCCACCUCCUGUACAUCUGUCUCCAUCCCACUGGUUACCUGCUCCUCAUUAGACAGCGAGCAAUCACACACACCCGCCCUUCUCUCCUGUUUGAGCCAAUCAGAGCAGAGCAAGGAGUUCAGGGGCAGGAAGAGGAGGAGGAAGAACAGAGAAAGUGAUGAUAAUGAAGAUGAGGAUCCUGGGAGGUUUGUUGGACAAAUGGCCGUCUCCUUCAGAGGAGGAGCAGAGGAGGCGUCGCUCACACUACACAACGUCAACGCAGCGAAACGGAGACUGGAGGGAGGCCAAUCAGAGAAAGCUGUCAGUGUCAUUGGCAGGCGGAACGGUUACAGAGACCCCCUGUCACUACACAGCUCCGCCCCAUCCCUCCACCUUUUCCAGUCAGCGCCAAGCGUUCGGACCUGCAGCCAAUUGGAGCCCUUUUUUGUUUUAUCUGGCCAAUGGUGGAGCUCUGACUUCGCCCCUCCCCGCUCCUCCAAUCCCCCUGCAUUAAGCCUGUGGCUCGACUCCUCUUCCUCCUCUCUGUUUUCAUUUCGCCCCGCCUCUAUUUUACGACUGUCCACGGAUUCUGUGGAGACGUUUAUAAACUUGGCGAGGGACGGGGUCUGUGGGAGUCCUCUACGGCCCUUGAAGGACUGGACAGCCCCGCCCAGUCUCAGCGGUGAUCACUGUUAUGUGCAAACACCAACACAGAGCUUGACUUUAUCUACUCGCCGACAACAGAAGCAGCGAGCCAAUCGCAGCCUCCACCUUCCUCGGAGACGACCCCUUGCUCUGCCCCCAUGUUCAGCCAAUGGGCUUUCAACUCCGUUCCCUGCUGGCCAAUCAGCAGCCGGCUCUGGGUUUCUAAGCACAAAUGGAGAGGUGGAGUUGGGAAAACGCGUGUCACAGAUUCGAAUCCGCCGGGCGUCCCCAAAGGAAACGUUGCUUACACCUAUGGGACUGCCCAAGGUCAAAAGGUUAAAGAAGAAAGAAUUUAGUCUCGAGGAAAUAUACACGAACAAGAACUUUAACCACCACCCGACCACCAACAGGAGCCUGGAGACAAUCUUUGAGGAGCCACGAGAGAAGGACGGGGCGUUGCUUCUGAUUGGCCAACAGAGACGGCGUAGACUCCUCCUCUUCCCUGACUUUACUCAGCCAAGGAAGAGGAAGAGGGCGCAAGGGGCGGGGCUACCUAUUGCCACGUUGCCCAGGAAGCGUGCUGCCGCUCGGCGUCAUUGCCACAGCGGUGGCUCGAGUGAAGAUGACCUGGACCUGGACGUGAUGCUGGUGGAGCGACUGAGCGCGCUCGAACACUUCCUGACACAGCAGGGCCUGGAUGUGUAAACUGUGAUAUCACUUCCUGUUGGCUAACUUAAGGCCAAAUAAAUAAGCUGCUAGCACACCUGCUAACCACUGCGUUGCCAGGACAACGUCCUCCAUAAGGCAGUCUCAUAUGGCAGGUUUUUGUUUUUGCUGUGUACUUGAUGAUUUAAUUUUAAUUUUUUUAUUUUUACACUGUAGGAACCCUCUGGAAUAUUUAAUAUUUAGCUUCUGUGUGGAUGAUGUCAGCACACCCCCUGCUGGUGACAUAUUCUCUGGUGAAUAUUUUUACAGUGUAACUUAUUUUUCUUAUGAAAAUUGUUCUAUUUUUGGAACAAAUAAAAUGUGUCUGUUUCCACUG